Molecule: messenger RNA, 2191 nt
Organism: Spirodela intermedia
Lineage: Eukaryota; Viridiplantae; Streptophyta; Magnoliopsida; Alismatales; Araceae
Source: the annotation of a GenBank genome assembly
AUGGCUGGACAGAGGAAUAACUAUGGAAAGCGCCCACACCCUCAAAUGGACUAUAAUGAAAAUGGUGGAAGUAAGCGAAGAAAUCCAGGAGAUGAUAGAGACUCGUAUGCACCUGGACCAGAUGAUACUGUCUACCGAUACUUAUGCCCUGGUGGAAAGAUAGGAAGUAUAAUUGGUAGAGGGGGUGAAAUUGUGAAGCAGUUAAGAUCUGAGAGUCAGUCUAAGAUUAGGAUUGGGGAAACAAUUCCAGGCUGUGAGUAUAGAGUUAUAACUAUUUUCAGCUCAAGUCGUAAAACAAAUACGUUUGAAGACACUGGUGAUGAUAUCUGUCCUGCUCAAGAUGCUCUCUUCAAGGUACAUGAAAGACUUGUUGCAGACGAGGCUCCAACUGAAGAAAACCCUGAUGCUGAUGCCCCACAAGUUACUGUUCGUCUUCUUGUACCAUCCGAUCAAAUUGGAUGCAUAAUUGGGAAAGGUGGUCAAAUUAUCCAGGCCAUCCGCAGCGAAACUGGAGCUCAGAUUCGUAUCCUGAAGAAUGAGCUUCCUCCAUGUGCCAUUAGUGGAGACGAGCUCCUGCAGGUACAUGCUAACAAAAGUUGUGUAUUAUGUUCAAUAUGAUGCCAUAUGUCUGAUAUUUUGUUGUGAUUGUUUCUAGAUCACUGGAGAAGCUCCUGUUGCGAGGAAAGCUCUAUUUCAAAUUUCAAAUUGUCUCCAUGAUAACCCCUCUCGUUCACAGCACCUUCUUGCUUCUGCCAGUCUGUUCCCACCUGUGAAUCAGUUUGGUGGUUCUGCUGGUGGCCCAGUCAUGGGGCCGAUUAUGACUCCUUAUGGGGGAUACAGAGCAGAUGCUGGAGCCGAUUGGACCUCCUUUUAUCCUCCUCCAAGGGAUGAAAGUUCUUCUAGAGAGUUCUCUCUUCGGUUGGUCUGUCAAUCAGCCCUCAUUGGAGGGGUGAUUGGCAAAGGUGGCGUCAUCAUUAAACAAAUCAGGCAGGAGUCUGGAGCAUCAAUUAAAGUCGAUAGUUCUUCUGCUGAAGAUGAUUGUAUUAUCGCAAUCACUGCAAAAGAGGUCUCUGCCACCUUUAGUCAUGAUUGAUACUUUAAUCUGUUUAUUGACUAUGCUGAUGUUGGAAAUCCUGAUUUUGUUGCCAGUUCUUUGAAGACCCAGUAUCCCCAACUAUUGAUGCUGCAGUCCGCCUUCAGCCUAGAUGCAGUGAAAAAACUGAGAAGGAAUCUGGGGAGGCUCAAUACACUACUCGUUUGCUUGUACCAACUUCAAGGAUCGGAUGCUUGAUUGGUAAGGGUGGAUCCAUCAUCUCUGAGAUGAGGAGAGCCACUCGGGCUAACAUUCGUAUAUUGUCUAAAGAGAAUCUCCCCAAAGUUGCCACAGAAGACGAUGAGAUGGUGCAGGUAGAAAACGUUUUGCAUCUUCUGCAUGAGUUUAAGGGAACUUGUGACGUACAAUUUUGGCGUUUAAUAUGGUUGUUUACUUUUAUCCAGAUCAGUGGUGACCUUGAUGUUGCUAGAGGUGCUCUGAUACAAGUAACCACACGUCUGAAGGCUAAUUUUUUUGAGAGAGAAGGUGCUUUAUCUGCUCUUCUACCACCCGUUCCCUACAUCCCAAUGGCAGGUGAUACUUCAGACGUUCUGAAAUAUGGGGGCAGAGAUAGUAAAGGUCAUGGGCGAGGGUAUUCCUCAUAUUCUGGUGGAUAUGGAACAUCAACAGAUAUGGGUUCAGAAGCUUAUCCAGGCUAUGGUGUCUCACAGGUGAAUUACUGCUUUCCUUGUUUUUCUGUAUUUUUUCCUGUGUAAUGGCUCUCUAGUUGAAAUACGUGUUUUCCUAUUUUGGUACAUUAGGCUGGUGGAAGCAGCUACGGUGCAUAUGGUGCUUAUCCAUCCGGGCGUUCUGGUAGCAGUGGGUGAGGACCUUUUUUUAAUGACAGCUCUUAUACUAAUUAAAUUUACAGGUUGUUUCACGAAGGUGCAGGCUACUGGUAUAGUUUCAUUUUAAAGGCUAGAGAAGACUGUGGUUUCAUGUUGCGAUCAUGCCUGAUCUUGUUUUAUCACUGAAAGUUAGCCUUUUUUAAUUCAUUGACUUUGAUGAGAUGUUUAUCGUCAACCCUGAUCCAAAUUUUAUGUUACCAGGUUAACUGGUCCAAACCCAGUUUCCCAGGGAAAACAUCCUGGGUAUUAG